This is a messenger RNA of Saccostrea cuccullata (small rock oyster), 1267 nucleotides long. Its product is annotated as arylacetamide deacetylase-like. The transcript has 6 exons. The record is from RefSeq and is a predicted model, not a curated record. Lineage: Eukaryota; Metazoa; Mollusca; Bivalvia; Ostreida; Ostreidae. Gene Ontology annotation, molecular function: carboxylic ester hydrolase activity. The coding region runs from base 11 to 1216 and encodes 401 amino acids. Gene Ontology annotation, cellular component: membrane.
AUCAAACGUAAUGGACUCAAGGAUAGGAAUUAUUGUAGUUUGGCUCAUACUUGGAGUCUCGUUAGCCUUGUACCUCUACACACCAUUCCCUGAUCAUGCUAGGCAUCCAAUUAAGCAGAGGUUUUCACGAGCAAUGGUCAGACUCAUGUAUGACAUCUCUGGUAUCGGGAGCAGCUUUGGAUUGGGAUCUGAUGUCAACAUCACGAGACACGUCUCUGCUGUAAACAAAAUAUUUUCACGAGAGCCUAAUGAUGGAUCGCUUCAGAUUCGAGAUGAAUAUUUUGACGGAGUCCUGGUCCGAGUUUAUACCCCUAAAGGUCUCUCCUCGGAGUCUUCACCUGCACUUAUUAAUAUUCAUGGCGGUGGAUGGGCGUAUUUAGACGUGGACGAUUACGACGCAUUUUGUCAACGGGUUGCAAAGCAUGCGAACAUAGUAGUUGUGUCUAUUGAGUACAGGCGCGCACCUGAGUACCCAUUUCCGGUUCCGCUUGAUGAUUGUGUAAAAGCUGUUAAAUAUUUCCUGAAAAAUGCUGCAAAAUACAAAGUGGACCCAGCAAGAAUUGGUUUGACAGGGGACAGUGCUGGGGGGAACCUUGCUAUGGCGACUGCCCUUCGACUCCUAAACGAGGAUACUCAGAAGUUAAAACUACUCAGUUUAAUGUAUCCUGUUCUACAGGCGGUUGACCUGAAUCUCCCGUCCUAUUUAGAAAAUCCGGACCGUCGCAGUACAUCAUUCUGUAUGAAAGAUACUCUCAUUCACUGUAUGCAGCUAUAUGCCUUUGGGCAUGAACCUUUAACCAGUGCUAUGUUAGAAAAUACUCACAUAUCAGAAGUAGACAGAGUUAAACACUCCAAUAUUAUCGAUGUCAAAAAUUUGCCAUUGAAAUUCCAAAAGACAGCUAAACCUGUGAAAAGACCUUUGCCUUCAACCAAAUCAGAUGUUGAUAUUAGUGUCUUUCUUGAUCCAUAUUUUUCACCAUUAUUAGCCAGCAACGAUGAUCUCAAGAGGUUACCGAAAACCUACCUCAUGACGGCUGAUUUCGAUGCUCUGCGGGACGAUGGAUUCCUGCUAGCAAAGAGAAUGAAGUCUUUGGGAUUAGAUUUUGAACAUGAGCAUAUGGAAGGAUUAGAACAUGGAUUUGUCUUGUUUUUCUAUUACGAGAGUGCUCUAGAAUAUAUAGAAAAUUAUUCUAAUUAUUUAAGGAAACAUUUAUAAAUGACAUAUAACAACUUUUAUUUGUAUUAUAUUUAAAUAAAAAAGAACAUU